Epinephelus lanceolatus (giant grouper) is the source of this 2823-nucleotide messenger RNA. Its product is annotated as macrophage-expressed gene 1 protein-like. Gene Ontology annotation, biological process: defense response to bacterium. NCBI's taxonomy places the organism in Eukaryota, Metazoa, Chordata, Actinopteri, Perciformes, Serranidae. The record is from RefSeq and is a predicted model, not a curated record.
UCAUCAUGAAGGCAGCACUGACCCUCCUGACUCUCUCCCUCCUUCAUGUCUGCUCCCCUGUUCCCAUCAGCCGCCCCACCAACUGGCUCAGACAAUGUCGCGCCUCCACCAACCUCUCCAUCACAGCGCUGGAGGUGCUGCCGGGCGGAGGCUGGGACAACCUCCGGAACAUGGACAUGGGUCGGGUCAUGAACCUCAGCUACUUCCAGUGCCAGACCAGCGAGGAUGGACUCUACCUGAUCCCAGAUGAGGUGUUUGUCAUCCCCAACAAGGAGACGGGCGUGGAGACGAACUCAGAGAUAAUCAGCUCCUGGAUGGAGCAGAAAAGCUCUACAUCUAACAGCAUAAAUGCAGACAUAUCUUUCCUGUCAUUGCUGAAUGGAAAAUUCUCUACAGAGAACAAGAGGAUGAAAACCCAUCAGGUCAAAGACUCUUCAACCACAACCAGAGUGCAAGUUCGUAACUUCAUCUACACAGUGAAGGCUUAUCCAGACUUCACUCUGGACACACGCUUUGCUCAACAAGCCAAAGAGAUUGCUGAUGCUAUUGAAAACAACCAAACAAGGAACGCAGACUAUCUCUCAGAGAAGAUGGUGCUGGACUACGGAACCCAUGUUAUCACUAGUGUUGAUGCCGGGGCUUCUUUGGUGCAGGAAGACUAUCUCCGUUCGUCAUAUGUGUCUGACAAUGUGUUAGAGAGUUCAACUGUCUCAGCUCAGGCAGGCUUAAACUUUUUUGACAAACUCAAGUUUGACAUAAGCAGUGAAAACACCCAACAGAGCUCAUCACUCAAAGCGUAUCAGACCAAUAUUACAUACUCUAUUACCCAGAGCCAUGGAGGCAUACCUUUCUAUCCUGGCAUCACUCUGCAGAAGUGGCAAGAAAGUACCAGGAACAACCUGGUUGCUAUUGAUCGGUCUGGAUUUCCCCUCCACUACUUUAUAAACACCAACACUUUCCCUGAUUUGCCGCAGCCUACAGUUGGCAAAGUGGCUGUUGCAUUGAGUCAGGCCAUAGAGCGAUACUACAGGAUCAACACGCGGCCUGGAUGUGUCGACGUCAACUCCAAGAACUUUAACUUCCAGGCCAACAUUGAUGAUUCCUCCUGCGAGGGCCCUGCUACAAACCUCAGUUUUGGUGGUGUCUACCAAGUAUGUACUCCUCUCAGCUCAGAUGCAGGUCCACUAUGUGAUGCCCUGGCCCAGAAAAACCCUGACACAGGCGACUUCUCCUGUCGUUCACCUUACUCGGCCACUUUACUCAGAUCAGAAGCAAGACAGCAGGGUUACACUUCCUAUGAUUGUCAUGACGAAAGAUAUCGUUGUGGGUUUUUGGGGCUAUCACAUUGCCAUCGUCAAGUGUGCCAGGACAACUACCAUGUUCGCUCUGCUCGCAUCGACACUUACUGGUGCUCUGUCAGUGGAGAGGCCCCAGAAAACUCAGGGUUUCUGUUUGGAGGCAUAUACAGCCCCUCUCUCCUGAACCCCCUCACCAACACCAAAAGCUGCCCCCCAAACUUCAUCCCAGAAAAGUUUCUCUCAGAUGGCCAAGUGAUCUGCGUGAGCAACGACUAUGAAACUGGCACCAGAUUUUCAGUACCAUUCGGAGGUCUCUUCAGUUGUCAGUCAAACAACCCGCUGGCAGGGAAUCAACGUCGCUGCCCUCCCAAGUUCAGUCAGCACCUCGCUACAGUGAGCGACGGCUGUGAAGUUCUUUACUGUGUCCAGUCAGGACUGUUCACAGGUGGGCAACUGCUUCCAGUCCGUCUGCCUCCUUUCACUAAACCCCCACUUGUCAGCAUGCAGGCCACAAACACGGUUAUGGUCAUGACUGAGGGAGACAAGAACUGGGUCAGAGUGGGGCGGACCAAGGCGUGGAAACUGGCAAAACCAGAGGAAAUUGAGGCGAUGGUACGGAAGAUUAACCCAGAAUUGAAUCAGAUGACAGGUGGUGAAAAGGCAGGGGUAGCCUUUGGGGUAAUGGGUAUGAUGGUACUGGUCAUAGUGGCAGUAAUUGUGGUGAGGAGAAGGAGGAGGCUGUCUGGGUUUAGGACAGUGAGAGGCUAUGAAGAAAUACGUGAGGAGGUUGAGCAUGGUGAAGGAGAGAGGGAGACACAUCAAGGUGAGGCUUAGAGGCUUGGCACGCAGAGACAGGUUAAUCUGGUGUGACAGAUUUUGUUUUUAACUUCCUUGUUCAUUAUCACAUCAGAAAUCACUGUGACACAACUUACAGGAGUGGGAAUUUUUCACUUUUAAGGGCUCGGAGUUUGAAUCAGUUGGACUUUGCAUCAGUAAUUAUUGUUUUGAGGUGUCUUUGUAACCAAAUAAUAAUUUACAUAGCCACAUUUUAACAGCUGCUAUGGAUGAUAAAUGCUAUAGCUUCAACAAUCCGUUUAUUGGUAGUAAUUUUUCCUGAUAGCAUUUGCACUUAGUGAUGUUGCUUUGUAUUUUGCACAUUAAAACCUGCUCAUAUUAUGUCAAAUCUAAGAAAUGUGACUCCAGAGCAAUCUGUCUUUGAGAUAACCACAUAGCACAAAGCAGAGGUACUUCCAAAGGCCACAGUGAACCAAUGCUGCCCUCAUGAGUCCAAGAUGCAUUAAAUCAUGUAUAUAAACAUUUUAUACUCCAUUUAAGAACUUGUAUGAUUUGCAUAACUUUGUACAUUGUAUCGUUCAUAAAAUAUGUUGUUUAUGAUUGUUUUUACAGAUAAUUGAUGAACGUUUUGUGAAGCUUUUAGGAAGAUUUAUUAAGUUUUGUAAUUUUUUGUAUCAUGCAGCUCUUCUGCACUGCACCUAACUACUAAUUAAAGUGGCAUAAAACAAUA